AUAUCAAAUUUGUUGACACAAAUCCCACCGAUUGGUAAAUCUUUCGCAGGGUGCACGUUGAAGUAGAAACAGACGUCCAGUUUGAAUACAUAUUAAAAUAGUAUUUCAUAUUGCUGCCAACAUGAACUAGAGAAGAGAAACGUUACUGCUGAUGUCAAAAUGAAUGUUUCUUGUAUUCUACCGAGGUAUUUAAUGUCUGGUUUAAGAAGCAAGUUUUCUCGAUUGCUCGUCAGAUCCAGUACCUUCAACCUACCUGUCAUCGAGACUGUUCCGUGUUACCAUGACUACUCGUCAGUAAGGACCAAAUACACCUUGAGUUACAUCCAUGGUCAUGACGUCAUUCCCAAUUCACCUGUUCCUCCUAUAAAGACUAUUGGUGAGUUUGUUGAUGAGAGUACUGAGAAGUAUCCUGAUAAUGAUUGUGUCGUCUUCUCAGAGAAUGGACAGAGGCAAACAUUUCAACAAAUCAGAGACAAGGUUGAUAGUUUAGCUGCUGGUCUAGUCUCUCUUGGAGUAGUAAAAGGUGAUAGAGUUGGUAUCUGGAGUCCAAACACCUUAGAAUGGAUCUUAACUCAGUAUGCUACAGCUAGGAUUGGUGCAAUCCUUGUUAAUUUAAACCCAGCUUAUCAGAUCACUGAGAUUGAAUACACGCUCAAAAAGGUUGGCGUUAAGGUUCUGAUCGCGCCUGAGAAUUUUAAGACCCAACAUUAUUAUAAGAUGGUAACAAACCUCUGCCCAGAGAUGACAUCCAUGAUUGGAGCUGGUAAAAUCAAAAGCAAAAGCCUCCCUGAUCUCGAGUCUGUAAUCAUCUUUGACAGCGAGAGUGUGAGUUUGCCAGGGGCUUAUGCUAUUAAUGACGUCAUGAAUAUGGGACGAACUGAGCAUUAUGACAGCAUUGAUCGCUGUAGGAAAAGUCUCCAAUCUGAUGACGUCAUCAAUAUCCAGUUCACUUCGGGUACUACAGGGAUGCCUAAAGCCACCUGUUUGACUCAUUACAAUCUGAUUAGUAAUCUCAGCAUUCAAUCAUUCGUUCAUUCGGUGAAAUGUGAACAGGUCAAUUGUUUGCCUGCUCCCUUGUUUCAUACCCUUGGUAUGUCGACAUCGCUCUUCGGAAUGAUGAGGGGUAUGACCACGGUAUAUCCAUCAGCUGGUUAUAAUAGUGGAGAUAUACUACGUGCUAUUCAAGAUGAGAAAUGUUCACAUUUCUUCGGCCCUCCUACCAUGCUGAUUGACAUGUUACAUCAUCCAGACUUUGUGACCUUUGACCUUAGUAGUUGGAAGACUGUGUAUACUGGUGGUAGUCAUAUACCAAUUGAGAUUAUUAGACGAGUAGCUGAAGAAGUACCCUCUAUCAACGAAUUACUUUUGGUUUAUGGAAUGACUGAGUCUACAGGAGCCACAUGCUCGACCCUUAAUAGUGACCCGGAAGAAGUUCGUUACUCCACUGUUGGAAGACCCAUGCCAUGGAGUGAGAUGAAAAUAUCGAAUCCGUCAACUGGUGAUGUAGUCGCUGUAGGAGAGGAAGGUGAACUUUGCAUCCGGGCUCCUUGGGUGAUGGUUGGUUACUGGGGUGAUGAAGAGAAAACAAAAGAAACAUUAGAUGAUAAAAGAUGGCUUCAUACAGGAGAUUUAGCCAAAAUGGAUUCUAAUGGUUACAUCAGUAUUGUAGGUCGAAUCAAAGAUGUUGUAAUCAGAGGAGCAGAAAAUAUAUCAACUAUCCAGAUUGAACAAUGUCUUCAUACCCAUCCUAAAAUAGAAAAUGUUCAGGUCGUUGGUGUACCUGACGAGAGAAUGAUUGAGGAACUCUGCGCAUGCGUAAAGCUGAAGGCAGGAGAAUCCUGCACAAAAGAAGAAAUUCAAGAGUUUUGCCGAGGGAAGCUAUCUCAUUACAUGGUUCCACGAUAUGUUGAGUUUGUGAAGACGUUUCCACAGACCACAUCUGGAAAGGUAAAAAAGUUUCAGCUCAAAGAAGAAAUGAAACAAAAACUCAACCUAGAGGAGAAAAGAGACUGAAGAAAACGUAAAGCUUAUAUACGUGGUUGUUAUCUACCAUAAGACUGGAUAAGUUUUGCAAUUCAUUUUCAAUAAACGGCACUAUCAAGGAAUGGUGUUGACACAAAUAUGAAUCGGCAAAGACAAGGAGCUGAAAAUAUAUCAGUAAAUAAAUAAAAGAAUUGAAAUAGGCACUAAUUAUACAACCCGGGACAUUGAAAUGGUGAAGUAAAAAGCUCAGAUAAUAACAGGAAAGGGGAUCUUCUCUGCAUAAAUUUAUUUCCAUGUUCAAUUCUUUACAAAGGGGCGUCUAACCCACCCAUGUGAUAUUGAAAUAGGGGGUAGAAGAAAAAAAAUGCACAAAAUAUAACGUUUUAUUCAGAUACGACCUCUCCCAUUUCAAAAUACACUGUUGCUGCCCUUGGGUCCAUUAAUCAGAGGUGAAUAGGGGUUAUAUUUGUGUAUAAAAAAUAACAUUUGUGACAAUGUUUAUUCAAGGUAAUCAGUAGCUUUGGUGGAAACAAUCGAAAUAAGAGUUGGUUUAUGAUAAGGGUGACUGAAAAGUUUAUUAACAACACUUCAAUGAAAUGAAAAUGUUCGAGGCAAUAUUUUUCAUCGAAGGAAAGUUUUAAAAUCCAAACCAAGUCUUAAUUGAUAAUGAGCAUAACCUAUUGAGUUUAAUCAACAGACUGUUAUUUGUUAUGAAGAAAAAUUAACUCACCCCUGGCUCAAAGAUAUAUCUUUCAUUUAGAAAUGUAGGAACUCCCUAAAACCCUAAAAGGUCUGGGGCCAUGAUGCCCCCCCCCCCCCUCGACGCUUCGCGCAAUAUUUCCGAAACACAAAAAGAUAGCGCCGCAAAAUUUUAUGGCCCGUAUUCUGAACUCGGUUUUAAAUAAACCCUGGUUUAAAGUUGGGGUUUAACUAUGGAGCGCCAAUUGGAACACAAAUCACUAUCAGUACAUUUUCAAUUUAUUAACUCAUAUGACACCCAAAUUGUUCAUAAUUGUCUCGGAAUGAUAACUGAAGUAUUUUUCUUCAUUAUGAAAUCAAAAAGAAACAAAAUAGUAAACAUAGGAAAUAUACAAUAUAAACAUAAUUUUGAAAUUUUUGGCUCCCUAUAAUUUUAGCACAGAGUUAGACCGUAGUCUAAGUUAAUUCUGACUUCAGAAUACGGGCCUUCUUUCUUUGAAGUCUCGCGCAACGACCAUGCAUACGGGUGUAGCAUCGCGACGCCACGUGACUUUUUACGAGACAAUGUCAUGCCGAAAAUGGCUAAUUUUUAUACUUUGUGUACAAAGUCUAUGGGAGAUGAAAUUCAUAAAAGGGUGUAAUUUUUCAUUCUAAUUGGUCUGCUCAAUAUUAAUUUAGGGUUUAAUUUAGUUGUUAAAUGGUCUGUAAUAAUUUCUAUUAAAAACAAUGAAAAACAAAAGAUAAAAAAACAGAGAAAUACAUAAGAAAUUCUAAAAACAACGAAAUGCAUAAGGGAAAAAAUGGCUUUCGCAAUUUUUCUUUAAGAAAACCUUUAUAUUAGAGUACAAAGAUGACAUCUGGAAAAAAAAACAGGAAGAAGAUUUGAAGUGAAAUUGGGAGUUGAAUUUGCAAAUAAUGUUUUUCAAGAAUUAAUAAAUUUGCAUAUGUUAUUCAUAAUGAAUAAAAAAUAUUUAUUUUCAGAUUUUUUUAAUACUGGCUUCUAGUUAAUGUGGCAAAGAAUAUGCGUGACAAAUUUCGGCGCGAUCGCGCUAUUGGCGGCUGAGAUCAGAAGGGGGGUGGGGAUCAUGCCCCCCAGUCCUCAAUACAUCUCAAAUAGCCCAGUCCUUUAAGGGUUAAUGUGGUUUAGUUACUCAAAUUCUUGAAUGUCAAACCAACUGGAUCUGAUAUUGAAUAAACUAUAUUGUCCUUAAUUCGAUGACUAUUCAAAAUGCAUUGAUAAUCAGAAUAAAGGAAUAUAUUUUACAUUUUGUCUGUUGUUUUUAUCGGAUAAACGGAAUAAAUUAUUGACAUUCGAAGCACGUUAUUGAUCACUCGAUUUCUUAAUUUAUUUGACGAAAGUGAGGGUAUGAAAUGGAUGACCAAACCCGUAUAAGGCUAAAGAUAACUGCCAUAAGGGCCACACUGGAUGCUUUCAUUAUUUGCCAGAAAAAAAAAAAAAAUCUCUUCCCAAUUAUAUUUGAACGAAAACACUGAAAACAAUAUUGUUAAAAAAAGUCCUAACAAUUCUCUCUUUCUCCUAUAUCCUAUACACUCCUUCAAUUUUGUCUUAACACUCUUAGAAGGAAGGGUUAGAGGGUUCAAAGCUUGCCCCGUAAUUGGAACCUUUAAAGGUUCUCCAUAAAAGGUUGUGUAUUUCCUUGAACAGCCACUUUGGAAACUUUUAGGAUCUUUUAAAACCUUUCAAAGUUCUUGAGUAUGUAUAGAACCUUUGUGCUGUAAUUUCUCAGCUGAGUAGGGCGAUCCAUCCAAUGUUAUUUAUCAUGUAUGAUUAUGUUGUAAUUUUGUAGUUGGGUAAAUCAAAUCAAAUCAAAUCAAACCUUUUUUAGGGGAACACUCUUUCUCGAGGAUUGCAAAUACGGGACAGAAAGGUACUAAUUCGCACCAUUAUUUUUUUCUGAGUGUAUUUUCCCCUUCUCUCUCCUUCCUUUCUUAAUUCCUUCCUUCUUUCCCCUCUCUUUGUUUGUUUCUUUCUUUCCAUUUUUUUACAUCAAUCUUACAUCCUUCGAGAAAAAAAAGGAAUAAAUGUGAUGUUAUACUAUGAAAUAAAAAAAGAAUAAGUGGGAUAUGAAUGCCUAUUCAGGAGAACAUACCUUGAACUGUUUCAUUGAAAUGUCAAAACUUUAAUAUUCCUUGACAAAAUUUAAUGAUUUUUUUCAGUGUUUUGUUUGUGAGAUUUUACUCAAUCCUUGAGUACCCUUUCCAUAGAUAUAAUUAGAAAUAACUAGAUUCUUGUGAAAAUAAAUAUAUUCUAUUAUUGACAAUUAAAUGGUAUUUUCUUUUCAUUUUGACAAG
Messenger RNA from Lytechinus pictus (painted urchin), 4995 nucleotides. Its product is annotated as medium-chain acyl-CoA ligase ACSF2, mitochondrial-like. Gene Ontology annotation, molecular function: medium-chain fatty acid-CoA ligase activity. The coding region runs from base 160 to 2013 and encodes 617 amino acids. The transcript is spliced from 13 exons. The record is from RefSeq and is a predicted model, not a curated record. Gene Ontology annotation, biological process: fatty acid metabolic process. Lineage: Eukaryota; Metazoa; Echinodermata; Echinoidea; Temnopleuroida; Toxopneustidae.